AUGGCUACGCUCGAGCAGCAAAGGUCCAAGCGCCUUUCGGCGGCACCUCUGCGUCGCUCGCCUGACCUCUCGGGUACUCGAACACCAGCUUCUCCCACCAUCAUCCGCACCAACGACUUUAUUCUCCUCCCCUCGGUACCCACGCAUGAACCCGAGGACAACCUGCCGAGUCCCAUGGCAUUGCAGCAGCAGUUUGCCAUCGCGGCACACAACGAUGCGCAGGCGAGACGCAGCCGCCAAAAUUCCAUGGCGGACGACGCAAUCAUGCCGUGUAGCCCGCGCAGAGCCUCGUCCUACCACCUCGCUGGCAGCAACUCUAGCCACGACAUGGACGAGCUCGAGGAGAUCGCCGAGCCCGAACCCGACCACGAAUCUGACCCAGCGUCGACGCACGACGCGCUGCGCGACGUUCGCAACCAGCAGCUUGAGCAGCUCCAGUCCAUUCUCAAUUCGUUCGCCGAGUUGCACUUCGCGUCGGCCUCGUCGAGCCACACGCCUGACGCCGGCAUCACUCAGAUCCUCGACGACAUGUUUGCUUCGCUCCGCCUCAUCGCCGGACACAAUGCUCCGCUGUCUCCCACCUUUGCUCGAUCUCCGGCCCACAGCAAGAUGUCGGACGCCGAUCGUCUCGUCUUGCUCGUCGACAGGCUCGCGCUCGUGCUUGGCGAUGUGCACGACGCUCACCAGGCGGGGUUGCUGGCCAACCUCACCAGCCUCAUCCACUCGCUCUUCACGACGCAACGGCGGCUGUCGCAAGCUGUCCUCGAGAGUCCUCCACGCACACCGCUUAUGCUUGCUGCUGCGUCGCGCCGUCGCUCCAUGCACCCUCCCUCUCAGCACUCGCCCCAGGCGAGCUCGCACCGAUCGCUAUCGCGCACCUCUUCUGGCUCGACCCGGUCGCACAUCACGCCUUCUACGUCGUCGGACGAAGCUACGCCCACGGCUAGUCGCGAUGUUCUGAAGCAGCACAAGGUCGAAGCAAACAGUCGUCAAGCCGUCACUCCAGCAGCGCCGUCGCAGGCUGAACAGCACCACGUCGAUGGCUCCGUGUUUGAUAUGGCUACGGUACGUCAACCAUCGAGCGCCACGACUACCACUUUCUCGCUCGAGAGUCUGUAUGCCCAUCGACCGUCGGCUCUCGGCUUGGUGACCGCUCCGCAGUCGCCUCGGUCCGAUCAGGCCUCGCGGGCGGCUUCCGUCGCCGGCAAGUCCGACUCGACGGCGCAGCCCUACCGCAAGCGCUUUUCGGUGCUCACCGACAGCGCUGCCAGCACCGCUCUACCUGGCUACGCUUCGGACGGUCCCGGUUACGAGCUCGGCAAGAGAGCAGCUCGUCAGCAAGGCACCUCGGAAGCCGAUGACCUGCCGCGGUACGAUGAGGCGUCUGCCAGCGGUGUUAGGGCCACCGAUGUCAAGACGCCCGUCGAGCCUCUCACUUUGCUCGAGCGUCGCCGCGCCAAGUUGGCGGCGCAGCACAGCGCCUACGCCGCGCGCACUCCGGAGGAUCUUGCCGUGGUGCAGAGCUCGAUCGACCGUCUGUCGACCGUCAUGCCGCAGCUCAACGACCAGCGUGCGCUUUCGCCCGAGGAGCAGCGCCAGGUGCAGCUGCAAGACAUGAUCGGUCGCCUGUCCGAGUCGAGUUCGAAGCGCAUGAACGAUCAGCGCAGCGAGCCUCCGACGCUGCGUGCGUCGAGACCGGCUCCUCCGGCGCCAACUGCGGAUGCUCAGGCUGUUGCGCAACAGGCACGCAAGCCGGAUGUCGCUAGGUUGGAUGCCGAUGUGCCGAGGACACCAAACACGCCGAGCUCGAUGCACAGCGGUUCGGCUGCGUCGUCGCGCCGAAGCUCGCUGAUUCCUCAGACGUUUGUACGCAAGCUUUCGUUGGCGAGCAUCGGAAACGCCAUCCGUCGUGCGUCUAUCUACGAUACGACCAAGGUGAAGCCCAAGGAGGAUACGGAUGUGGCUGCAUUCGCUGGUGCAGCUACGCAGGACGCGACGGUCCGUCGUCGUCGUUCAGCCACCACGCAGGACUCGCGUGCCAAGUCGGACAUUGCCGACACGCUUGCCAGCAUGUUCAACGAGGGCAAGCCGCGAGCCGAAGACAAGCGUGCAUCGCGUUUGAUGGUGGCGCAGACUGGGUUUCGAGCGAUCGACUUCGCUGACGACACGCCGAGAGGACGCGAGGAGAGUCUGGUGCCGAGAGCUAGUACGGAGGAGGAAGAGGACGAUAGCAUGCUCGACGACUACACGUUCGCCUCGAUUGACACGACCACUUCGAACCACAGGAUGUCGAUGAUCUCGGCUGCCUACUCGCCGCGCAGUCCUGUCAGCUGGUCCAGCGGCACGAGCAAGGUUUCGUCCAGGAGGAGUUCGCAGCUCACGUCGAAUCCGGCUACGCCCACGUGGCCCAAAUCGCCCUUGACGCCCGAUCCAAUUUUCAGAGCGCAGCUGGAGGAAAUUUCGGCCAAACGCGUCUCGAAAUCCCCCACGGUCACUUUUGCCGAUCUUGUCGUCACACCACCAUCAUCCAGGUUUGCGAACCGUCAGUGUAAGUUCGAAACAAGCGUAUUGUAA
Molecule: messenger RNA, 2574 nt
Organism: Pseudozyma hubeiensis SY62
Lineage: Eukaryota; Fungi; Basidiomycota; Ustilaginomycetes; Ustilaginales; Ustilaginaceae
Exons: 1
Coding region: 1-2574 (857 amino acids)
Source: RefSeq, a predicted model, not a curated record